AAUCAAGUUGCUCAUUGGCGGCACACUUGGGUCAUGAAAUGUCGGUGACCCUUGACUGGGGUCAAACGCAAGAUUUCUUUACUAGCAGGGAGUUUCUAAUAGUCAACGCUGAUAUCGAAAGGUAUUUUGGGGAUGCCUUUAUUGAAGUCCCCACCAACCCUCGAAUACUCGUGCCUGGAUGUGGUGUGUAGACUGCCCCAGGAGGAGUGGGACAGACCACACAUCGCCACAUGGCUUCCUAAGAUCACCAGCAAUACAGGCCAGCCAUACAACAUCAGUGCCAACCUGUACCAGGCUUUGCUUGAUCACCUGAUCCAAACGGAGCAGCUGCAAACCUGGCACCUGGAGCAAGUGGCACAUGAGAGUCUGCAGAGUCUGCGGUUUGACUUCCAGAAGAGUCUCCACGUUCUUGACAAUGACUCUGCCCUGCUAAUCUCUAUGAGAUGCCCUGUAAACCUGCAAGAUGUCUACCUGAACUCAUACACACAGUUGCCCCUCCUGGGUGUCAGCUUUUUGAUGUGCAGUUUUCCCCAGUUGAGGAUUCUGGACAUCACCCGUACCAAGGCAGAUGACCAGGCCAUGGCCAUGAUGGCAAACGCAUGCCCAGAGCUCCAGCAGCUGGACAUGUCAUCGACCAACGUCACAGACAUCGGCUUAUUUGAGCUGUGUGGUCUGAGGGAAUCAGGGAAGGGGUGCAAGAAAAUCAACCGUCUCAUGAUACACAACAUUCAAGUCACACUGUUUGGACUGUCAUACGUGAUAAAGGCUUUAAAGCAGCUGGUACAGCUCGGCACCGACUUGAACACUGGUCUCGUCCUGUACGGCAUUUAUCACGACUUUCUUCUGCAUGACCUUCCCUUGAGCCCUCUCAAGCUGGACGGUGUCAGCUUUUCUUCCCGACUGCUUGGCUCGCUGCCAGUCCCUGCUUCCUACAUACAGGCCCUGAGGUUAUGCCCCAAUCUGACCAUUCUCGGGCUACGUUCUGCCAUGCUGUCAAACGUAGACGAAGAGAUGUUGCAGAGUCUCUCCCUGCUGGAUACCUUGGAGGUUGAGGAAGAUGAGUACAGACAGCUCACGUUUCAGACGGAGGUCGUUCCCUUCCUGAGUAGAGUUGGCACCAGAAUGCUGAUGGUCACAUUCAAAGGUUUCUCAGAUGUGGACUUGCUUGCUGUCUCAGUCCACUGUCCUUAUGUGAGGGACAUAACACUAGAGAAUGUGCAAGGUUUUGCUGAACAGCCGGCCCAGCUGGUAACAGACUGUGCAUUCCAAGACCUUGAGUCUCUGGUCAUUGAGAUAGUUAAUAAUGAAGCACCACAAGAGCCCGUCCGAUUCCAACUGGAGAGAGUGCUGAAAAAUGCUCCCAACCUUUCAAUGCUGCACCUGUGGGGUGUGGACUGCUUCACAGAUGACUUCAUGACCGACGUGAUGAAGUAUAAUACGUUUGAGUUCCUCAGUAGUCUGCGUCUGAUGGAGUGUCAUGGCGUCUCACGGAAAACUAUCGAGGCCUUGAUGGACACAGCAGAUUACUUCUGUGAGGUGAUCGUGGACACGUGUGAAAAACUAAAGAAACCUGACCUAGAAGACAUACAGAAGCUUGCGGGCAGUAAGAACCUUUCCUUCUCUGUAAUACAGAGCUGGAAAUUAAGUUCCAAUUAGCAAUGGAUGAGCACAGUGGGCAGCAAUGUAGACUUGCCUGACAAAAGUGAUGAUUUAGGACUAGAUCUUCAGAUUGACGUUUUCCAGUUUCAAAGGAAAAUGUUGAAGUAAAAUCACUUUGAGUUAUUGUUAGAAGUCCAUGUAUGAAUAUCCUGUAGUUGCUUCAUAGAUAUCAUGUACUCUUCAGUUAACAGCAACUGCAUGUAUCAAAAAUGCCCAACAGCUGUUAGAAGAAUGUAUUUAAUAUUAUGUAGUCAUUGAGUAACUAGUAGCUGUUAUAUUGAUGUUGUAAGGUUGAAGAUGUUGAAAAAAUUGUUAUGAGAAAUAUCAUCACAUGCAACAGAUCAUGAUACCAUGAUAGUCAUGUUCGAACGAGUUCCACGAAUACAUACCUUUGCUAAAUAAACCAGGUUUGUUAUGUACAA
This is a messenger RNA of Branchiostoma floridae (Florida lancelet), 2081 nucleotides long. RefSeq lists its product as uncharacterized. NCBI's taxonomy places the organism in Eukaryota, Metazoa, Chordata, Leptocardii, Amphioxiformes, Branchiostomatidae. Gene Ontology annotation, cellular component: SCF ubiquitin ligase complex. The record is from RefSeq and is a predicted model, not a curated record. Bases 133 to 1656 code for a protein of 507 amino acids. Gene Ontology annotation, biological process: SCF-dependent proteasomal ubiquitin-dependent protein catabolic process. The transcript is spliced from 4 exons.